AUGAAUAAAUCAAAAAUUCUUUUGAAUAGCUGUAAAUUGAAAAAUGGAUAACUAUUACCUUAGGAAGAGAUUUCAGUAUCGAAACUUGAAUCUUUUGAAUAAGAUUCUCCAUUAAAAGAUAGCUACAAAGAUAAAAUUAAGAAUGAAGAAUCUGAAAAAGUAUUAUUUUCAAUUUAGCAUGAAAUAUUUUAAAAUGAAAGUAAAACAAUAUAGAACCAAAAUAAUUCCAAGUGUUUAAUUUAUCCUAAUCCUUUAAAGGAGUUAAGGAUUCCAUUCGAUAAAAUUUAGUUUAUUUUAUAGCCUAUUUAAAGAGAGGGAAUUUUAUAAUGUUAAAUUCGUAAGAUAGCAAUCUAAUCUUCAAAAUAAAAUGCGAAAUAUGAAUUAACAAUGUUUGAUUUACCAAUUUUGAUUGCUGAAAAAAUUCAAACUUUAUUUAAAAGGAAAAUUUUAAUUAAAUAGUCCGGUUUAAAUUACUUUGCUGGAAAAUUAAAAUGGGAUAUAUUUGGAAAAAACUUUAUUUUUCUUGAUCAUAAAGUAAGUCCAAAAAAAUGUUCUUCAAUUAAUAUGCAAAGAUUAUGUACAGGAGGAGCUAAUUAUUAAAAAACUGGAAAGAAGAAACCUCAUAAAAUUAGAGUAAUUUAAUGUUUAAAAAUAGAUAUACUUGCCUGAAUUAAACUCAAACAAUUAAAUGUACGAAUAUAGAUUAGAAAAGUGUAAAUACUUUGAUAGUAAACCAAAAUAUUUUUAGGAAUUUUAGAAUAGAGAACCAGAAUAUAAUCCAGGAGCAAAGUCUUUCGUUUUGCCAUUUUACAAUAGAGCUUUGAUAGCAUCAUCUAAGAAUUUAUAAUUAUUUCAAUAGGGUGACAAUAAGAUUAUCUUUCUUUUGGGAAAGAUUGAAAAAGGAGUAUACAAUCUCGAUUUUUAAUGGCCAAUUCUACCUUUAUAGGCUUUUUAAAUAGCAAUGUCAUGUUUCGUAUCAAGAGCAUCAGAUUGA
Paramecium sonneborni is the source of this 994-nucleotide messenger RNA. NCBI's taxonomy places the organism in Eukaryota, Ciliophora, Oligohymenophorea, Peniculida, Parameciidae. The record is from the annotation of a GenBank genome assembly.